Messenger RNA from Rhineura floridana, 2901 nucleotides. Its product is annotated as vomeronasal type-2 receptor 26-like. The transcript is spliced from 7 exons. Gene Ontology annotation, cellular component: membrane. Lineage: Eukaryota; Metazoa; Chordata; Lepidosauria; Squamata; Rhineuridae. Gene Ontology annotation, molecular function: G protein-coupled receptor activity. Gene Ontology annotation, biological process: G protein-coupled receptor signaling pathway. The coding region runs from base 1 to 2901 and encodes 966 amino acids. The record is from RefSeq and is a predicted model, not a curated record.
AUGUUUUCGACUCAGGUGAUAUGCAAGAUCCCUAAUGUUAAAUGCAACGUCAGUGACCCCCUUCCUUUCCUUUACAAGUAUUACCAGUCAGGAAAUCUCAUCAUUGCUGGUAUUAUGUCUCAGAUCUCCAUAUUUUCCAGUGUGAUAACCUUUGAAAAACGUCCCUCUAUUGACCUAUUUGAUGAAAUUGUGGUCAUGACGCAGCUCUACCAACACAUUCUGGCCUUGGCAUUUGCUGUAAAGGAGAUAAAUGAAAAUCCCCAAAUCUUAGCCAACAUCACCCUCGGCUUCCACAUCUAUAAUAGCCGUUUCAUUCCAAGCUGGACCUAUCGUGCCUCCUUGGAACUCCUCUCUACAUAUGGCAGAUUCAUCCCUAACUACAAGUGUGACAUCCUGAACAAUGCAGUAGCAGUCAUUGGAGGAUCUAACGCUGAAGUCUGUCUCCACAUGGCAACUAUCCUGAGCAUCUACAAGAUUCCACAACUCAUAUAUGGUUCUGUGCCAGUGACAAAUAUGAAAACUGAAACUGUUUUCUAUCAUCAGAUGCUUCCCAAUGUGGAGCAUCAAUAUACAGGGAUUCUCCAAUUACUGCUGCAUUUCAGGUGGACAUGGACUGGGUUGUUGACCGUGAAGGAUGAGAAUGGGGAGAGAUUUGUACAGAAUGUGGUUCCAAAAUUUAUCCAAAAAGGUGUCUGCUUUGAUUUCAUAGAAAGUUUCCCAUCAAUUACUUAUUCUAGUGGGAUUGCUGACUUGGUUGCAGAGGGGAUCAAGACAUUCAAUUCUGUCAUGAGAAGCACAGUUAAUGCAUUGAUAAUUUAUGGUGAAAUUGAUACUAUGAUAUUGUUGGGAAUGUUUCCUGACUUGUCAAAAUAUGAGAAUUUACCCAUAAGGGCUAAAAGUAAAGUCUGGAUUAUGACAGUCCAGAUUGAUUUUACAUCACUUCCCUUUCAAAGAGAUAGGGACAUAGACUUCCUCCAUGGUUCCAUAUCCUUAUCACUCCCCUCAAAGGAAGCACCUGGAUUCAAGAAAUUUCUUCAGAUGAGAAAUCCCUUCUUGGAAAAACAAGAUGGCUUUUUCAGUGUCUUCUGGGAAAAAGCAUUUAUCUGUUACUUCCCCAACUCUGAGGGACAUGAGCAAGAUGAAAAUAUUUGCACCGGGGAAGAGAAGCUGGGGACUCUUCCUGCAUCUGUUUUUGAAAUGAGCAUGACCACCCACAGCUACAGCAUCUACAAUGCAGUCUAUGCUGUGGCACAUGCUUUGCAUGCCAUGCAUUCAUCUAGGUUCAAAAACAGAGCAACAAUGAAGGAAGGAAGGCUGAAGCUUUGGAAUCAACAGCUGUGGAAGCUCAACCAUUUUGUGAGAAGCAUCUCCUUUAACAAUAGUGCUGGGGGAAAAGUUUCCUUCAACCAAAAUGGAGAGCUAGAGGCUGGACUUGAUAUUAUAAACUGGGUCACAUUCCCAAACCAGUCCUUUCUUAGAGUAAGAGUUGGAGCUAUUGACCCAAAAGGGCCCCUGGGGAAACAAUUCGUCAUUCAUGAAGAUGCCAUUGUGUGGCCCAGCACGUUUAACCAGGCACUGCCCCUUUCUGUGUGUAAUGGCAAUUGUCAUUUGGGUCAUAGUAAGACCAAGAAGGAAGGGAAGCCCUUUUGCUGCUAUGAUUGCCUUCCAUGUCCAGAAGGGAAGAUUGCAAACCAGAAGGAUAUGGAUGACUGUUUGCAAUGUCCAGAAGAUCAAUAUCCAAAUGAUGGCAAGGAUUCAUGUAUUCCAAAAAUCAUAACUUUCCUCACUUAUGAAGAACCUUUGGGGAUCACUUUGGCCAUUUUGGCUCUUUUGUCUUCUUUCAUCACAGGUUCAGUGCUUGGCAUCUUUAUUAGACACCACAACACUCCCAUAGUCAAAGCCAACAACCGGAAUCUCACCUACAUUCUCCUCAUCUUCCUCCUGCAGUCCUUCCUUUGUGUGUUGCUAUGUAUUGGUCAGCCCGAUAAGGUCAAAUGUCUCCUUCAACAAACUGCUUUUGGAAUCAUCUUCUCAGUAGCAGUUUCUUGUGUUCUGGCCAAAACCACCAUUGUGGUUUUAGCUUUCAUGGCCACCAAGCCUGGCUCCAGAAUGAGGAAAUGGGUGGGGAACAGACUGGCCUUUACAAUUGUUCUUUCCUUCUCCCUGAUUCAAAUCACUACUUGUACUGUAUGGCUCUCAACCUCUCCCCCAUUCCCAAUUUUCAACAUGCACUCAGUGACUAAAGAAAUUGUAUUAGAAUGUAAUGAGGGCUCAAUCACCAUGUUUUUCUGCAUCUUGAGUUUUAUGGGCUUGCUGGCCAUUGUCAGCUUCACUGUGGCCUUCCUAGCCAGGAAGUUACCAGACAAUUUUAAUGAAGCCAAAUUUAUCACCUUCAGCAUGUUUGUCUUCUGCAGUGUUUGGAUCUCCUUUGUUCCAACCUACCUGAGCACAAGGGGUAAAUACAUGGUGGCUGUGGAGAUUUUCUCCAUCUUGGUCUCUAGUUUGGGUUUGCUGAUUUGUAUCUUUUUUCCAAAGUGCUAUAUCAUUUUAUUGAAGCCUGAGUUGAACAACAAGGAGCAACUAAGAAGAAGAAACAAUAAAAGCUCUGCUACUCAGGAAUACGUGAAUGAUGACAGGGGAAUAGAAAAACUAAUGCACUUCAAGACAUUUCCAUGUAAGAUGCUGUUGUUACCUGUGUGGAUAUUAGCAUUGCUGCCUCAGAUGUCAUGCAAUGCUCCCAUCGCUAAAUGCAACAUCAAUGACCCUCUUUCGAUUCUUCACAAGUAUUACCAGUCAGGAGACCUCAUAAUUGCUGGCAUCAUCUCUCAGUUCUUCAUGUUUUCUGGUGAAAUAACCUUUGACCAACAUCCUUCACUUGAACUCAUUAAUGAUUACUUGUAA